Hordeum vulgare subsp. vulgare (domesticated barley) is the source of this 5694-nucleotide messenger RNA. RefSeq lists its product as uncharacterized. The record is from RefSeq and is a predicted model, not a curated record. The transcript is spliced from 9 exons. The coding region runs from base 360 to 4985 and encodes 1541 amino acids. Lineage: Eukaryota; Viridiplantae; Streptophyta; Magnoliopsida; Poales; Poaceae.
GCGCAAGAUAGGUCUUGCCUUGUGUUGUACCCCUCUACCCUGGUUCUAUGGCGGCGUGGUUAGGCGGCGAAGAAGAUAAGGCUAGGCAGCUCAUCUAGGAUAGAGAGAGGGCUCGUCCUUGGUAAUCCUAAAGUAAUUGGGAAAGGAAGCGAGAAGAGGAAGUGGGUUGGGAGUUGUGGCAUCAAGUCUACGCCCUUCUUCUUGAACGGAUUUCUCAACAUCUCGAGGCUACAGAUAAAUAGAAGGGACAUCUACAGAUUCGUUUAGCCUGAAGUAAAUUCUUGUCAGUCCAGGGUGAGCCUUCUUUGGAUGCUACAGUUCACUCUUUCACGGGCAUUAGACCCGUAGGGACUUCGGAAAUGUCACAAUUUCACCACACACAGCAUGGGGGUGAUGGUGAUUUUCAGAUGUGGCAACAACAGAUGAUGUACAAGCAAUUGCAGGAGUUCCAGAGACAGCAAAAUGCCCAGCAGAUUGAUCAUGGAGGCAGGAUGCAGCCCUCUUUUGGACAGUUUCAAGCUCCAGCAAGAGCAGCACCUGCUGAUCAAUUGCCGGUGAUAUCAAAUGAAAUGCCAAACAACGAGGCCACGGCUUAUGUGUGGCCACAAAAUUUUGCUAGUGGUGACCCAAGGUUGCCAAGCAACUCACAAAUGGCGAAUACAGGUAGUAACACAAACUGGGAGCAGUAUGGUGGUGCUCCUGCCAUGGGCAAUUUCAUGAAUGGUUCGGUAUUUCCAAAUACUCAAAGUCAACCGAUGCGACCAAUGGGGUUAGCUACACAGCAAAUGAACCAGUCGUUCUAUCAAAUACCUGCUACCAGCAGAGGCGGGUCUGUUAACCAGUACCCCCAGUUCUUAGGGAUCCCAGCUGAUCUCCAGAAUGCAAUGACAAGGGCAGGUACACAUCAGCCUGAAAAGGUAUCAAGGCCAUUUAGCUCGUUAAUGGACGAACCUAGUCCGCAGGAGAAAGGUGCCUCCAGUUCUAUGCAGAAUUUUCGAGGAAAGGGAGGCUUCUUAAGCAAUAGUCCCUUACGAAGUCAAGGUGAUAAUAACAAGGCAGGUAGCCCUGUUCCAGUGAAUCAUCUACGACAUGGUUUUCAACUCCAAGAUUUUCAUGGUAGGCCAAACCAACCCCAAGCGGGCCUGCAAGAGAAAUCAACAAUGCAGGCAGCGCCAGCAAGUGGUGGCGCUAGCCUUGACCCUACUGAGGAGAAGUUCUUGUUUGGGGAUGAUGAGGAUAGCAACUGGGGAGCUUUGUUGAAGGGAGACAAUGAUCAUGGUAAUUCUUUGGAUAAUGAUAACUUUGGUGGUGCUUUGCCAUCUCUACAGAGUGGGAGCUGGAGUGCUCUUAUGCAGGAAACGUUACAGUCUUCAACCAGUAAAGAUAAUCCCAAGGAAGAAUGGAGUGGCCUCAGUUUGCAGAAAACACAGACAGUUGCCAAUAACUCAACUUUACCAGCUCGUGAUCAGAGUAAGCUUGCUGCAUUAAGCGGUGGACUACAGAAUGCACGACCCUCGUCAGCAUCUAGCUAUGGUGAUGGAACAAUGAAUAAUCCAGAUUUUACCAGUUUUCAGCAUGCUACAAGAAGUGCGUACGAGCAAAGAGACAAAACACAGCAUGAGUCUCCUCGUGCUACUGUUACCAAUCAUCAGUCAACUGCAGAAGCCAGUAAUGGGUAUAUCCAGCAGAGCUUGAAGCAAAAGCAGUCUGAUGAAUAUGGGAGACAAGAACAGGUGCACUUGUCAAAUGGCAAUUGGGCUCAGCAGAAAUCUGAAACGCCAAGAAAUAACUCACACUCAACUGGUGCACCAUCAAGCACACAUGCAUUUUGGAUGUCACAACAAAACACUGUUGAUCAUAAUACCAACCAGGAGUCGAGCAAUAGCCAGAAUGACUGGAAAAGCAACAGCCCCCUUGGACAAGACAUCAGCAGUACUCAAAAUGUCUUUAAUAGUGAUGGAAACUUCUGGAAGUCAAGUGGAGGUAAUGCAAAUUCAGUCCACAGGCUUCAGCAGAUGAAGCCUGAUAUAAGCACAUCGCAAAUGCAGAAGGACAAUUCUGAUGGUAAAGUUGUUAGUAUGAUGGGCUCAAGCAUGCCAACAAUGAACCCGAACCAGCAUCAGAUGGUUAUGGGUCGAACUGGUGAGCAUGGUGGGAUAAACCAUAACAUCGGACGCAGGGGUUCAGAAACCUCAGAAUCUUUAAGAAGAAGUGCUGAGCCAAGACCAAAUGACUGCAACCAGGAGUACCAAAAUGCAAUACAUAUGGAUAGGCCAGGAAACAUUUUAAAUCAUGGGCAGCAUGUGAACAGUGACCAUGCUGCCAGGAGGCAUCCUUUCUUUGCUGCAAAAGAAUCCCAAAAUCUGGGUCAAUCAGGUCAGCAAGCAGGGGGACCUUACAUGUUGCAGAACCAUGCUAUGGACAACACAGGGGUAAACAUUAGGCAUUCUCCGGGUAAUCCAGUUUUGAACAAUCAGUUUCCCACUCAGUCACUUCAGGGACAAAAUAACCUGAAGCCACGAUUUGUCACCAACUCUCAAAUUGCUGCCAAUAUGGCUUCAGUUAAUGAGAAAAUGCUGGUUGGGGAUGAACAAUUUAAAUCUCGACAUGGUGUCACUAACAGUUCCAGUGCAUCACCCUUUGGAGUAUCUGAUGCCGUCCUGUCUCAGAACAGAGCAGUUCAGAACAGUCAACAUAUGCUGCAACUUCUUCAUAAGGUGGACAACUCAACAGAUAGCAAUGCACUCACUGACAUGGCCAACAGUCCUCUCGAUAAUGCUGCUAAUAGUCAGCAACAAUUUAAUCAAUCUUCUUUGCAAGGAUUUGGAUUAAGACUAGCACCACCGUCCCAGCGACAUCCAACUUCAGAUCAUUUAUGGUCCAGUCACACUAAUGCUGAUGGCAAGCAACCCGAACACUCAGCAAGGGGAGAACACCAGGCCCAGCUACCUUCCAGUGCCACCCAGUAUUCGUCACCUGCUCAUCAAAGCUCACAGCCAACGCCAACACCAUUUCAUUCUUCGGAAAUGGGUGGUACUGGACAACCAGCUGCACAUUUCUCCCAGUUAAGUUCCGGGCAGCAAUAUCCUGUGCCAGACGCAAGACCAGGUUCUGUACCCAUGCCUCAGCAAGGCAGCACAGCAACAGUAUUCAAGAAUGUAUGGACAAACAUAUCGGCACAGCGUCAAGCUGGUAUCCAAUCUAACAAGAUUACACCCAAUAUUCUCCAGUCUAUGAUGUUUUCCAACAACGCACCAGAUUCCAACUUAUGGGGUUCGCAAAAGGCAGAAGACCAAGGACAGAAGGCUUCAACACCACCUGAUGUGGCCACAAGUUCUGCCAAUUCACAUAAUCAAGAGACAAAACAAGCUGUGGACAGCGAUGCAGGUUUAGCCUCUUCUGAGAUGGCAAAUUUUGAUUCGACUGGAGCUCCUGUACACAGAGGGAAUCAAACCCCGCAGAAGCAUUCUUCAGACGGGAACUUUGCAAUUCCUGCUUCAUCCUUGGCACAAUUGCGUCAGCAAGGUAUCAUGAACCCUAGACAGGGUGAGAACCCUGCAGCUAACUUUCAGGUUAUGAAUACUUCUCACAACAGUGGUACUAACACGAGUGGUAUUGGGUUACAUGGAAACCCAACACCUUCAAGCCUCCAGCAGACAAAUUUCGCUCUUCUGCAUCAAAUGCAAGCAAUGGGUCAUGUGGAUGUUGAUCCAGGCAAUAAAACUGGAAAGAUACUUAAACCAAAUGAGAUUAGUUCUGAUGCGUCGCAAGGUGACUGGAAGUCUGCUCAGAGGUUUGCACAUGGAGCCAAUAACUCACUCAGGUCGUCCAUAGAUAACAUUGGCAGUACUAGUGUCCAAGGGUCAUUCCCUUCAGAUAUGAAAAUGCUAAGCUUUGCUCCAAGGAACAAUGAGGAGAGAAAUACAAGCAUAGCUUCUCAGAUCCCUUCUAGGGAAGUUCCCUCUCAUGGUAUGGCCGUGCGUAAUGAUCAUCAAAGUCAAGUUCAGUCUCUUGGGACAAAUGCAUCAUCAAGUUUGAUUGAAAGAAGUGAGAGACCUGGGAUAAACCCUCAAAUGGCACCCUCUUGGUUUGAACAUUAUGGAAAUCAAAGAAAUGGUCAGAAUCAUUCAGUGUUUAAUGCUCAGAAGAACCCAACUCCACCGUAUAAUGUUCCAAAAGCUUGGUGCAUGGAAAAUAACUCCCUUGAGGAUAGAGCUGAUGCAGGCCAAGCUGCCAGGCCUUUGGUGCCUAGCAAUAUGAAGGCAGCUUUGGUGACAAGGCCAAAGAAGCGCAAAUUUACAGAACGUGCUCUUGUUUCUUGGCAUAAAAUCAGUGAAGGCACUCAAAAGUUGAGAAAGACAAGCACGAAUGAGAUGGAUUGGGCUUGGGCAGCUAAUAGAUUAAUUAAGAAGUCUGAGGAUGAUCCAGAAAGUCUGGAAGAUGCCCCGGUAACUUAUUUACCACGCAAAAGGCUAAUUAUGACCACAAAGUUGAUUCAGGAAGUUUUCUCUGCUAUACCACCAAGAGUUCUGAGAGCACAAGCUGUAUCAGCUUAUGAAAGUGCUACAUACAAUAUCGCAAUGGUCACGCUAGGAGAUACAUGCAUCAUCUCAUCAGAUAACUCUCGGGCUCUUGCAGAUAAUGAAAAUAACCCAUCUGAACAAAGAACAAGUGCCAAGCAAAUGGAAGACAAGUUAUCAAAGGUCGUGGAAGUCUUUGUUGGAAGAAUCAGGAAAAUGGAAAACGACUAUCUGAGCUUGAGCAAGAGAGCUUCAAUGCUAGAUGUGCAUCUGGAGUGCCAGGAUUUGGAAAGGAUUUCAAUCGUAAAUCGUCUGGGAAGAUUCCAUGGCCGUAACCAUGCAGCUGGUGUCGAGGCCUCGUCUGGCUCACAAAUGGUUUCUCGCAGAAUUUUCCCUGAUAGACAUGUCAUGUCUUUCUCCGUGCCAGGAAAUCUUCCCGAAGAGGUGCACUGUUUGGCACUCUAGUGCAUCGGUUUCUUGCAUUGUUCCUCAACCUCUCAGAUCACCUGUGUGGCUACAAGUGUGAUUUCCAAUGCUCCCUUUUCUCCUGCAAAGCAUGGCGUUUAUACAGAACGGUCAGAUCCAGGGGUGGUUUGGAAAUCAACCGUCGUAUAUGCCACGGAGACGCCAAGGGAUGUGUCCAGCCGAUCAAGCUCAGUGCGGGCUGUUGUUAUUUCUCCCUUGUAUGAAGUAUAGGUCCCCUGUAUAUUGUGGAAAAGUAUGAAGGGAAAAAACCGUGGACCUCGCAUCAUUUUGCUGAUGAAGGAAGGGUGUUAGCUUCACAAUUCGUUAGAGAAGUCGAUGCUUACUAGCUUUAGUACAUCUAGUGGAAAUUUCCGCUACUUGUCAUCUUUUUAUCCAUGAUGAUGAAGAAAGAGUGUUGGCAGUUUAGAGGGGUGAAUAAUAACGAGAGCCUUGUCCUCUGGGUUCUUUUGUUCCUUUAGGAAUGGGAUGCAAAUUGGCUAGCGGUGUCCAGAGUCGAACUGACCUCCCCCCUUUGUUGUUACUUGUUAGUCAGCAGUUGAUUACUUGUGUUAUGUAGUGCUGAGAGCAAUUCAUGGAGCGAACAAAAACGCCGGGUAAAGCGCUUGUAAACUGUUGUAAUCUUAUAUAAAUCCCUGCGAUGUUGAAGCCCUAAUGGGUUCUUGUAAAUUUAAAGUGCGAUUUUCACUGA